GGAACCUCUAAAAGGGCGCGCAUCUGGCGCCUCACACGGAGUGGAAACCUCACCUACAGUGUGCGAGUGAAUCGGUACAGACGUCACGUGAGCUGCCACGUAUUUCUCUUUCUCGUGACUUCCAUGCACCCCAUUUAUAUGACAUUCGAUUUAUUUUGUGAAAUACCAACAACUUCGUCGCAUAAUCAACUUCCAUUUCACACUGUUGAUUAAUUAAUUAAUACGCAUCUUUCCGUUCACGAUGGCCUCCUCCGAAAUAACACUCUUCGCAAACGAUUUAAUCUCCGAAGAAUGCCAAAAUUCCCUCCCGGAAGGCUAUAAAUUCCGUGCACUCCAACGCUCGGAUUUCCAUCGUGGAUAUCUGGGUGUUCUUCGAGACUUAGCAUAUGUAGGACCCAUUACAGAAGAACAAUGGGAAGAAAGAUUCGAUGCGAUGAAGAAGUGUGAGGAUACCUAUUAUGUGUUGGUGAUUGUGAAGGAGAAAGGGGGUGAAAACGAUGGAGAGUUUAUCAUGGGGACUGGUACAUUGGUUGUGGAGAUGAAAUUCCUUGGAAAUCUGGGACUACAGGGUCAUGUGGAAGAUGUGUGUAUCUCGGCGGAUCAUCAGGGACAGCAGUUUGGAACGAAACUUAUUAAAGCAUUGGAUCAUAUUGCCUCCGAAAGAGGUUGUUACAAGAGUAUACUGGACUGCGGUGCUAAAAAGAUACCCUUCUAUGAAAAGUGCGGUUAUGAAGGUAGAGGAUUUGAAAUGCAUCAUUACCAUGAUCCUGAAAAUGAGGCUGCGUUGAAUGGAGUUUGAUUACUAUAAGUUUUGUACGAGGUCUUAGAAAUGGUGUUUUAAUGUUCAUGGGGUCUACUGGCAGCGAGGAAAGUAUCAACUGCUGUAGACAAUGGUAUCGAAAUCCAUUUUGAUCAACCUCGCCACCUCCAACGAUGUCUCUUUUCAAUGAUUUUUUGUCUUUUGAACAAUCUUGUUUUUCCCCUCAACGAUUACUCAGACAGUUGAUCUAACCCAUCGAUUGUAUUUCUCAAAUGGCACACA
This is a messenger RNA of Botrytis cinerea B05.10, 1042 nucleotides long. RefSeq lists its product as hypothetical. NCBI's taxonomy places the organism in Eukaryota, Fungi, Ascomycota, Leotiomycetes, Helotiales, Sclerotiniaceae. Gene Ontology annotation, biological process: UDP-N-acetylglucosamine biosynthetic process. Gene Ontology annotation, molecular function: monosaccharide binding; glucosamine 6-phosphate N-acetyltransferase activity. The transcript has 3 exons. Bases 242 to 799 code for a protein of 185 amino acids. Gene Ontology annotation, cellular component: endoplasmic reticulum; endoplasmic reticulum-Golgi intermediate compartment; Golgi apparatus. The record is from RefSeq and is a predicted model, not a curated record.